Molecule: messenger RNA, 3235 nt
Organism: Cyprinodon tularosa
Lineage: Eukaryota; Metazoa; Chordata; Actinopteri; Cyprinodontiformes; Cyprinodontidae
Gene: inab
Product: internexin neuronal intermediate filament protein, alpha b
Exons: 3
Coding region: 38-1477 (479 amino acids)
Biological process (GO): intermediate filament organization
Cellular component (GO): intermediate filament; cytoplasm; postsynaptic intermediate filament cytoskeleton
Molecular function (GO): structural constituent of postsynaptic intermediate filament cytoskeleton
Source: RefSeq, a predicted model, not a curated record
GCGCCCACUGCUGCGCUCUGAAUCCACGCAGGCAAAGAUGAGUUACGGAUCUGAUAUGUUCUCCUCCUCCUCCUACAGGAGGAUUUUCGGGGAUUCUCCCCGUUUCUCCUCUCCAUCGCGCUCCUCAGUAAGCGUGUCCUCCCGAGGGGGAUACCGUUCCUCCUCCUUGUCCCGAACCAGCAUCCCCUCUGUGGGCUCCUACAGCAGAAAGUCCGGCCGCUCCUUCUCCACCCCGCUGGAGACAUUCGACCUGACCCAGAGCAGCGUCCUCAACAAUGAGUUCAAAAUCAUCCGCACGAACGAGAAGGAGCAAAUGCAGGGUCUCAAUGACCGCUUUGCCAUGUUUAUCGAGAAGGUUCGCAACUUGGAGCAGCACAACAAAGUGCUGGAGACGGAGCUGGUGGCGCUGCGUCAGCGGCAGGCAGAGCCGUCCCGUCUGGCGGAGCUCUACCAGCAGGAGAUCCGAGAGCUGCGCUCCCAGUUGGACGAGCUGAACGGAGAGAAGUCCCAGCUGGUGAUAGAGAGGGACAACAUCGACGACGAACUGCAGAAACUCCGCGGGAAGUACGAGGAGGAGUUCCGCGCCAGAGAGGAGGCGGAGGCCACCCUCAAGGCUUUCAAGAAGGACGUUGACGAUGCCACCAUGGUGCGCCUGGACCUGGAGAAGAAAGUCGAGUCCCUCCUGGACGAGAUUAACUUCCUGAGAAAGGUGCACGAAGAGGAGGUGGUCGAGCUGACGGACAUGAUCCAUGCCGCGCAGGUAUCAGUGGAGAUGGAGGUGGCCAAACCGGAUCUCACCUCCGCCCUGAAGGAGAUCCGCGGCCAGUAUGAGUCCAUGGCGUCCAAGAACCUGCAGUCUGCCGAAGAGUGGUACAAGACCAAGUUUGUGGACCUGACGGAGCAGGCCAACAGGAGCAACGAGGCCAUCCGAGCCAGCAGAGAGGAGGCGAACGAGUUCAGGAGGCAGCUUCAGUCCAAGAUCAUCGAGAUAGAGAGCCUGCGGGGGACCACCGAGUCUCUGGAGAAGCAGCUACACGAGAUGGAGGACAGACACAACAUGGAGAUUAACUCCUACCAGGAAAGCAUGGCUGAGCUGGAAAAUGAACUGAGGACCACCAAGAGUGAGAUGGCUCGACAUCUAAGAGAAUAUCAGGAUCUUCUCAAUGUCAAGAUGGCCCUGGAUAUAGAAAUCGCAGCAUACAGGAAACUCCUGGAAGGGGAGGAGACCCGCAUUGGAACAGGCAUCACCUAUCCUAGCCCCUCCAUAAGUGGGGGUGUCGGGCAGGGCUACAGCUACCAGACCCGAAUCUACAGCAGUUCUGGAAAGACCUCCAAGAAGGAGGGCAAGGAGGAGGAGCAGCUUCAGAGCAAACCCACUGGGAAGGUGUCCCAGCGUGAGGUUUAUGAGGAGACUGUCGUGACAACCAAGAAGAUGGAGAAGCAGCAAGAAGACGUACCCACUAAUCAGAAAAACUAAAAACUUACCCGUAGGCUGUCCUAAAACCACUGAAUCUUUUCGUUUUGUUUUUUUUUUUGCAAACAAGCAGCCCUUUUGAUUUACCAUCUUCAUAAGCAAUCAUUUUAUUGCAUCAAAAACAGAACAUUUAAUUCACAAAGUUAUUGUUGAAUAACAACAGACACUUUGGUAGCAUUUUCCUCAAAGUCACACUCUUUAAAGGUAAUAAUAUUCAACUGGUCUUCGUCACUAAUGUUCUGUCAUCAUAUAGGACUGGCACAGUAAACAAUAACUCUGGUUUGUCUUCAUACCACAAGCUGCAAUGUAAUCGCAACACGUCUUAAGGGGAACAAAUGUGUGACUGUUAGGGUGCACGAUACCACACAAAAAUAAGUCAGAAACACAUCAACUGCCACACUUUUAUCAGAGACAGUUUCAGGAAGAAAUAGACUAUAUCAUAAAUACACAGUCUAAGAAGAAAUUAAGCUAUAGUUAUCAGGUUAACUCUUACAGUUUUUCCUAUGAUAAAAGGUGAUUAUAUUGAGGAAUUCUGUUCUUGGUUGAACUCUAUUCACAAUUUAUCGAAAAUCUUACUGUCUCAUAACUUUGUUAUUUUAAUGAGAGUAAAACUUGAAUCAAUCAAUUUCUGAACUGUUUUAAUUAACUUUUGUUUGCAUGUGCCAUGCCUGGCUGGUUUUUGUCAACUCUCUGCUCCUUAGACGGAUGGUUGUUUGUUGUUUUUAACAUGGAAGCUGAACUCCACUUUUAUCAUACUUAAGAUGCAGCUUUAGGCCACCAAUAAUGUGAAUAACUGGAAGAAAGCAAUCUUUAAAGCACUAAAAUGGAAAUUAAUUACAUAAGCUUGGAAUGACUUACUGUUUGCACAAUGUUUAAUUAAGGAUAAAAGGAAUAAUGCUUUUUUAAACACUAUUAACACUACUGAAGAUGAUGCCAUAUUGUACUUAAAAAGUUUCGGGUCUGGUUGAAUAUAUGUGGGAUCACCACACAUUAUUCUUUAACACAAAUGCAUGAAAUUCAGUUUGAUUUUAUGUCUCUGGGUGUGAUUUAUUCUAUACACACUAAAAAGGAAAAAAAAGAAAAAAAAAAAAAACACCAUAAAGCACAUUUAAACCCCACAGUCACAUGACUCCAGUCUGAAGAUGCAUGUGCCAAUGACACAAAACCUCUUAGAGUUAAAUGAAAACCUGCAGGAUCACUGAACAACACGACCUUGCCUCUUCAUAACUGUGGCCAUGAUUGGAUAAAAUGUCUGUAGUAUGAUUACACUACUAGAAUAAGUGUGAAGCUUAUAGCUUAUUUAUUUUUGUUAACUCUUGCUUGUGCACUGCCACGCUCUCCAUGUCAUGGUGAUCAAUGCCUUGACAAACUAUACUCACUUUACAAGUAGAAGCAAAGAACUUGCUGAUUGUAUUAGCUAGCUGCUCUGGAUCUGAUUGUUUACCUGAAGCUUGUGACAAGUAUCCUAGUACUGUAUACAUGUGCUUUUGCACAAUGGUCUAACAAGUGGGACAAUAGGCAUCGUAUUUUAUUGAAUGCUGUCAGCUCUUAUGUGAAGCGUGCAAUUACAAUGUAUGAAUGGCUCAUGGUGGCAAAAGCCUUACACUGUAAACCAAAAAAACAAACAAAACAAAAACAAGAGGUCACUGCGGCACUGCCAAACUUUUUUAAAUGCACAUUUAUUCUCAAAAGGAAUAAGCAAAGUACAAUAUGUCACCAAUUCAUAAUCAACAGUCGAUAUGAAAUCAUACCAUAAAAACA